Messenger RNA from Apodemus sylvaticus (European woodmouse), 1645 nucleotides. It is a transcript of the gene Hpgds, whose product is annotated as hematopoietic prostaglandin D synthase. NCBI's taxonomy places the organism in Eukaryota, Metazoa, Chordata, Mammalia, Rodentia, Muridae. Gene Ontology annotation, biological process: glutathione metabolic process. Gene Ontology annotation, molecular function: glutathione transferase activity. The transcript has 6 exons. The record is from RefSeq and is a predicted model, not a curated record. Bases 215 to 817 code for a protein of 200 amino acids.
UAAAAGCUACCCAGGGCUCUGUACAGGCUGAACUUUGGACGUGUGCAUCUCAUGUGAGAAAUGCAGGAAGGCUUUUAGGUGGAGGAAGUGGCCUCUGGCUGUCUUGUGACUAUCACUCACUCAUCACAGAAACCACAGUACAAACAGAAACUGAGACACAGAGACACAGCACGGGAAAGGGACUGCAUAGAUUUUUUUCUUUUCUCUUUGUAUCAUGCCAAACUACAAACUGUUUUAUUUUAAUAUGAGGGGAAGAGCUGAAAUUAUUCGUUACAUAUUCGCUUAUUUGGACAUAAAGUAUGAAGAUCACAGAAUAGAACAAGCUGACUGGCCUAAAAUCAAACCAACUCUUCCAUUUGGCAAAAUUCCUGUUUUGGAGGUAGAAGGAGUCACUCUUCACCAGAGCCUUGCAAUAGCAAGAUAUCUGACCAAAAACACAGACCUGGCUGGGAAGACAGAGUUGGAGCAAUGUCAAGCUGAUGCAGUGGUGGACACACUGGAUGAUUUCAUGUCACUCUUUCCAUGGGCAGAGAAAAAUCAAGAUCUAAAGGAGCAGAUGUUCAAUGAGUUGCUCACACGUCAAGCACCUCAGCUUCUGAAAGAUUUGGAUACAUACUUAGGAGACAAAGAGUGGUUUAUUGGCAAUUAUCAGGUAACCUGGGCAGACUUCUACUGGGAUAUCUGCAGCACCACACUUUUGGUCUUAAAGCCUGACUUGUUGGAUAUCUACCCCAGGCUGAAGUCAUUACGGAACAAAGUCCAAGCUAUUCCUGCCAUUUCUGCCUGGAUACUAAAGAGGCCACAGACAAAACUCUAGAUGAUUCAGGCCCAUCAUCAGCCGAGAGCUCCAUCAACUAGAGUUUCCGCACACUUCUCACCAAUAGGACUCUUCUGCUUGCUAUGUAGGACUCUUUUGUUGUGGUUUUGUCUUUUUCUGUAGGCAUUUAGUUUCUAAUAUUUUUCUAAAAUUUUACACCUUUUUAUAAUCGCAGGGAAAGAGUUCACAAUAUACGUAGUUGUGCAUAGAUAUCAACACGCAUGGGUGCUUUAGUUAAACGACACUAGCUUCCUGGCUAGUGUAUCAGUCACCACAGUAUCUUAACUAUGAGGAAUCAUGUGAAAUACAGAUUGUGCAGCUAGCUCUUCAAUCAGCAAAUUGCUACACAGAACUAAUGGUCACUAGUCACUACGUUAUUCAGAUAUACACCAAAGUGUAUAAGGUACUUCACAAAAAUGCACAUCUGUCUGACACAUGACAAAAUGGGUAAUAAAAGGAAGGAACUCAUAAAGAUUAAAAGACAGCCAAGGAAAGUGAUGUUGAAACUUAACUGAAAUUCCACAGAAAUGGAGUAACAGAAAGUUGACUGAAUUCAGCACUUGCAAUUCAGUAGGCUGUAGAGACAACGAAAGGAGCUGUGACAUAGAAACAAGACAAGAGACAGAGGGUUACAAUAAUCCUUCACAUUAAAAAAACAAAAACAGGCUUGAGAGAUGGCUCAGCAGUUAGCACUGACUGCUCUUCCAGAAAUCCUGAGUUCAAUUCCCAGCAACCACAUGCUUGUUCCCAACCAUCUUUAAUGGGAUCUGAUCGUCUGGUGUGUCUGAAGAAACAGUGUACUCACAUACAUAAAAUACACAAAUAUUU